AUGUCAGACAACGAUGGCAUCAAUUUAGGACCACCGCCAAACGAAACACUGUCUGGCGAUGACGCAGAGACAUCUAAUGACUCAAUCGAAUCGGACCAACCAUUUUUGUGUGAUGAAAUGUUCACCAAUUUCGAGCCUGGCGUCGAUCAUGAUUUCGAGGAGUACAGUGAUGCCGUUGAUAUCGAUCCCUUUAUUGAAAAUAUUGACAAAUACAAUGUUGAAUCUGUCAAGGCAUUCUUGCCUAGCGUUUUGGCAUCCGAUGGAUUGAAAUUGAGGGAUGGAUUCACUGGCGACGAAAUUAACUAUCAUAUCAUUCCAAUCAUUCCCAAAGAGGCCGAAGAAAUUGUCACGCAUAUUAUUUCUGGCGCCGAAGCCGAAGCGCGCUAUGAGAAAAUGUAUUCGGCGGAUAAGGAGACAUUCAAGGACAAGGAGAGCGAGAUUCGAGCGAUGCAUACAUACAAUUUCCUCUUAAAAUUUAUCAGCAUCAUCCAGAUGAAAGAAAAGAAUGAAAAGAUCACCUAUCAAUCAUUGAUCGACAAUUACAAAUUGAUGGUGAAUGGAGAAGUUUGCCAGGAUUUGUACGCCAUGAUGAACCCAUUGCUGCAUUUCGACAAAAAUCCCGAAUUGAAGCGCGAGUGGUACCAUUAUUAUACGAAUCGCGCAUCGUUGAAGAAGUUUGUGAGCAUGACGCAGUUUUCUGGAAUUCAAGUGUUCACCGAUGACAACAAUUUGCAGAUUAUCACGUUGCGAAAAACGGCGCAGCCUUUCAAAAAAGAGGAUUUCGAGCGAAUCGUGUCGAGCGGAAAUUCGACGGACGGCGAGGAGAACGCCGGACGAUACAUGAGGCCGAAGAAGUAUCGCGAGGCGGAUCCGAAUUUCAGGCCGACAAAUAUUGAGCUCGAUGAGGAUACGUUCAAUUGUCAAAAGCCGACGACGAUCAAACCGAAGUUUGCGAGGACUGACGAUUGGGGAGCGCCGCCGAUUCCGAACAGCGGAUUUGGGGGGCCACCGAUCGAUCCGGACGAAAGCCGACACCGCGGCGAAUGGGUUGAUCGCGCGCACACCGGACACGCUGUGAUUGAAUCGGAAAGCGAGGCGAGCAGCAUCGAUUCGGAAGGCGAAUAUUCCGAUGAUGAUGAGAAUGUGAAGCGGCAGAAGCGUGCCGAGCAGGAAAGGCGUCGAAUAGAGAAAGAGCGUCGACGGAUGGAGCGCGAAGCGAAUCGCAAAGCCGAACAGCCGCGAGAAUUCCAAUCGACGUUCGAUGCGUCGCCGAAAAAAGUUGUCCGGAAACCAUCGUUCGAUGAUGAUGUUGAUGAUGUUAUCGGCUCAGUGAAAUCGUCAAACAAAUGCCGUCCGAGUGUCUCGAAGCUUCCAGUCACAAUGCUCGAGAAUGAUGGUAUCAAUGAAACGCGAAGGAGCUAUGCGCCGCGAACGAAUGACGAUGAGAAGCGAAGGAAGUUUGAAGAAGAGGAACGAGAAAUUAUGCGUAGAAACAACCAGAGAAGACAUCUUGAGCAAUCGACGAGCCAAGAUGAUGGUGGAAUGACGGAAGAGGAGAAACGAUUGCUGCACAAGCAGAAGGUGAUAUCGGAAGAGGAAUCGGAGCGUCUUCGUGCCCAGUUGAAACAGGAUGAGGAGUUGGCGCGGCGACUCGCGAUGGAAGAGGAUGAGCAAUUGCGACGUGACGCGCGAGUGUACACGACAAAUAUACCGCGGCCGGUGAAUGUGCCGAAAUCGCAAUUUGGCAGCAACUAUUCAAUUGGAAUGCCGCCGGAGAGCCAUCGAAAUGCUCCGACAACGAGCUAUAUGCCGAAGCCGAGUCCGACUUCAAUGUAUGCGCCACUUUUGAAGCCGAAUAUGUAUGUACCUCCGGGCGAGCGUUUCCAUGCGCCGAUGCCAUCACCAUAUCCGGAAUAUCAUCCGGUUCGGAGCAAUCACACAGUGCCGCCGAACGCUUAUCCGAACCAGACAUUUUCAACAGUUCCGUCGCGUUGGUCGCCGCCGGAAUCCGAUCGUGGAGAAUACGCCCAUCCGUAUGCUGGUCUUGGAACGACAAGGAAAUUGAAUGAAACAGCCGCCUCGUCUUAUUCGACUCGCCCGCUGCCGGCUGAAGAAGUGGUUCGAAAUCGCAUUCUAUUCUUGUUGCGAGAAUGGCGAAAUGAUGGUGUUAUUGUAACGGGGACAUAUCUUGAAAAAAACUACACAUUUGCACGCAACACGCCUAUCGAUCUAUUGGCGUUUGUGCGGAAUUUCAUGACGCACGAUGUGGUCCUUCAGCCGAUCGAAACCGGCGCUGGAACGGACUUCGUCAUCCAUUUGAAGGAAUGA
Messenger RNA from Caenorhabditis bovis, 2328 nucleotides. Lineage: Eukaryota; Metazoa; Nematoda; Chromadorea; Rhabditida; Rhabditidae. The record is from the annotation of a GenBank genome assembly.